Messenger RNA from Xenopus tropicalis (tropical clawed frog), 2620 nucleotides. RefSeq names its product transmembrane 4 L six family member 20 (gene tm4sf20). Gene Ontology annotation, cellular component: membrane. The transcript has 4 exons. Bases 400 to 1086 code for a protein of 228 amino acids. NCBI's taxonomy places the organism in Eukaryota, Metazoa, Chordata, Amphibia, Anura, Pipidae. The record is from RefSeq and is a predicted model, not a curated record.
UUGCUAGAUGCAGGACAUGCCUUCUGAUUCCAUGGAGGUUGUUCAGAGAUGCUGUACAAUGCAGCCCUUGGCCAAUUUGUUGGUCUGGUUCCCAUAUUUAUAUAUACACACAGUAGAUCUAUUGCAUUAUGCUGUACAAAUAGGAAUACUCUCUCUGCUUAUAUCAUAAGAUUUUUUUUUUAUGCAGUGUAUAAAGGUACAGAAACACCAUAGUCAAAUGAGUAUCACUGCCCUAUUUGAUAGUUUCCUGCUGGGAAUGGACUCUGGACCUGCUGACUUCCAAUAGAUGCAGAUUUAUUUUCCCCUUUCUGCUAAAUUUUAACUUUGCCUACACACAUUAAUGCAACACAGCAACAGAUACCAGUCAGUCUGAUACUGGAUUCAUAGGAUUCUCCCAAGAUGACUUGCACUGAGCGUUGGUCCUCCUGCAAUGGAUUCUUCCUUCUGAUAUUAUCGUUAUUGGCUAUUGCAUUUAACUUGACCCCACUGAUUGCAGAUUAUGUGGAAGAUGGAAGACUCUUUGUUAGCCCUAUCUCAUGCUACGAGUGGUGGCUGCCCGGUUUGGUCGGAGGAGGACUACUGGUCCUACCGGCUGUAUCAAUGACACUGGCUGCAAGGAAGAAGGGGAGCUGUAAUUCCAGAGGAGGGAUGCUGGCGUCAGCCCUUCUGAGUGUGCUCAGCAUUAUCGGAGCUGUUUACUGCACUAUCAUCUCCCUCUUUGCGGUUGCCAAAGGCCCUUUGGUUUGUGAGACUGGAAGCCACGAGCUGAGCAGUUGUGAUUACACCUUAGCCAACCUCAGCUCUAACUCCUUCAAAGAGCUCCGGUUUGAUCUGGCCUGGCUCCUGAACUCCACCUGCAGCCCAACAGUAGAUCUUGGCAUUACAGCAGCACAAGGAAUUAUUCCCAAGAAGGACCUUUCCAUAGAACUGAAUGAAGACACACAGAAGAUAAUCCACAUCACUGUGUUUGUAGCGCUGGCCAUUAUCGGGCUAGUAGAGGCUUUGGUGGCCAUCAGCCAGGCUGCCGCUGGGUUGUUUGGCUUCAUAUGUGGAACAUCCAAGAGAGGACAAAGCCAAUAUGCCUAAGAAAUAAAGGACAAUGAAAUAUAAAAUCACCACAGGGAUUCCAAUUAGUUUGGAACCCCUCAGUGACUUUAGUGGCAAACCUUCUGCCCAGGGCUUACUCUCCUUUUCUUAAAAAAUAUUAUUGUUGGAUACUGUUGUGCAUAGUAUGCCAGGCUCCCAGGUACCCCUUGAACUGCUGUCUAACUGGGCACACACACAGGCCAGGGCAAUACACGGGAUACCUGGAAGCUCCGCACAACAGUACAGUCGGUGCACUUUUUUUACUGAAGAAGAACCACCAGGCCUAGGGUAUGAGGUUUGUAAUUAGUCAGUUGAGCUCUAACAAUUUGUCCCCCUGCAGUGAUUUGAUGUUUCAUUUUAAGUAGGGAUUGCUAUAAUAUCACACACUGUAAAGCUGGGUAGACAUGGUAAGAUUUGCUAGUUUGGCAAGGUAGCCACUUAGCUGAUUAGUUUUACUCAAUUUGGCAACCAUCAUGGCCACAUAGGACAGCAUCAACAUGCCGAUUUGGUGUUUAUCCGAUGGAAUAUUCAAACCUGCCAGCUAUUCAAACCAGCUAUUCUGGCAGCUAUUGAUCAGACAGGACCUCCCAAGGGCCUCAUAGAGAGGCUGAUAUGCUGCCCAAUUGGCAGUUUGUAUUGGUCUAUGUAUGACCAUCUUAAGAAUUCAUUAGGCAUUUCCCAAAAUAUGAACUGCCAUCUCCUCCGGUGACAGAGAGUUGACAUAUUUUGCCACAUAAAGAAAUUAUUAUAUUGACAAAGUAAAAAAACAAAAUAAAAAAAAAAUCUAGGGGAAGAAUUAUUUCACUCCCUCCCAUUGCCUAACCAGUUGUAACAAAUGAAAGAAUCUAUUUUCAAUAUCAACACAGAGCAACCCAGCAGACUGUCUCAGAUCAGCUGGUGCUACAGAAAAGCCCAAUACUGCUGUUUAACCCCUUGGGCCUCACAGGCUCCAGCACUGUAGAACUUACGAGUGAUAAACAUAUGUGCACUGUAUGAAUGUAUACUGCACUGCUGCUGUGAAAACACCCAUCUUCCUGCUGUCACUGCUCCUGACAUGAGAUGGUAAUCGCCCUGGCAUGGAAUAGAGACAGGCUGACCUCAGCACCAAACUGUUUGCAGACAAAAUGUACUACUGGCCUUAGGCCAGGCUGCUGGUGGUAUUUGGUCAACUUCAUAAAAAUGAUGUGUGGCGCUGCUUGGUCAAUAUGUACCCAAAGGAUUUACAACAGAAGAAGCUACUCUAUUUGUAACUUCUAGGAAAUUCCGAGCCUCCUUUCAGUUUGAGACCGACUCUUGUACUUGCUAAAGAAAAUGUAAUUAACGCUAUUAACACUAACAAUAUCUGCUAUUUAAAUACUGUUUAUUCAAGCUAGGCCAUUAUUUAUAAAUAAGGCUUACAAUGAUCUACUUUUCCACAUUCUUCAUAUAUAUUUAUCCACAUAUUUUGUAAAAAUGUGUGCUUGGUUAAUGUGAAAUUAAAUCUUGCCAUAAAUCUUGCUUUUUAGUAUGUAAUAAAAUAUCCUAUUUGUUCCAA